Molecule: messenger RNA, 1300 nt
Organism: Daldinia loculata
Lineage: Eukaryota; Fungi; Ascomycota; Sordariomycetes; Xylariales; Hypoxylaceae
Product: mitochondrial RNA-splicing protein MRS3
Exons: 8
Coding region: 171-1118 (315 amino acids)
Biological process (GO): iron import into the mitochondrion
Cellular component (GO): mitochondrial membrane
Molecular function (GO): ferrous iron transmembrane transporter activity
Source: RefSeq, a predicted model, not a curated record
CCCCCCCCCCCCCCCCCCCCAUAACUCAAUUCUCUUGAAGGGCGAUCCUACCAGCGAGCCUUUCUACUUCACACAUUCGCACAUCGCUAACUCCUUCCCGACCUCGCCAAAUCGCAACCCUGGCUCUUCAACCUAAGGCCUUCGGCGAAGGCCCUGAAGCUGUGGCCAAAAUGGCCCAGCCAACAGGCGAGCCCGUCGAGGAGUACGACUAUGAGUCUCUGCCCCCUAAUUUCUCCUUAGCCCAAAAUAUGAUCGCUGGCGCCUUCGCCGGUAUUGCCGAACACACAGUUAUGUACCCAAUUGACGCGAUCAAGACGCGAAUGCAGAUACUUAACCCGGUGGGGGCGAACGCAGUCUACAAAGGCAUGAUACAGAGUACCAUGCGCAUAGCAAGUGGAGAGGGUGUAUUGAAGUUAUGGCGGGGGAUGUCAAGUGUUGUCGUCGGAGCUGGGCCUGCGCACGCAGUCUACUUUGCGACAUAUGAGGCCGUUAAGCAUCUUAUGGGUGGCAACCGAGCUGGUGUACACCACCCACUAGCAGCAGCAACAAGUGGGGCUUGCGCAACCAUAGCCAGUGAUGCGCUUAUGAACCCCUUUGACGUGAUCAAGCAACGCAUGCAGAUACAAAAUUCGAGCAAGAUGUACCGCUCUAUGAUGGACUGCGCUCGAUACGUCUACAGAACCGAAGGUUUAUCGGCCUUCUACGUCUCAUAUCCAACCACUUUAUCUAUGACUGUACCCUUUACAGCCCUCCAAUUCCUCGCAUACGAAUCUAUAUCUACGACAAUGAAUCCCAGCAAGACGUACGAUCCGUUUACGCAUUGCAUGGCAGGCGCCGUUGCGGGGGGUUUCGCAGCAGCUCUAACUACACCAAUGGACGUUAUCAAAACUAUGCUACAAACCCGAGGUACAGCUUCCGACCCGGAGCUUAGGUCGGUGAAUGGAUUCACGGCAGGCUGCAGGCUAAUGUACCAACGGGAGGGCCUACGCGGGUUCUUUAAAGGAGUUCGGCCGAGAGUGGUCACCACAAUGCCGAGCACAGCCAUCUGCUGGUCAGCUUACGAAGCUUCCAAGGCAUACUUCAUUCGUGCCAACACGUCAUCGUCCGUGAUGGGUUGAAUCAGGCAACAAUCCAGUGUUGUUUUCUUGAGGUAUCCAUGAAGACUCCACAAAUCGGCUCCCUUUGUUGCCGAUCCUCCCGCCAUCAGGAUAUCUCCGAGGUACAAGACCGAGCCCGAGGCUGCGAAGUCUGUUAUCCUAAAUUUGUCUGACUUGGGCUGCUUGGGCUGACGUGCCCUGUC